Molecule: messenger RNA, 1619 nt
Organism: Physella acuta
Lineage: Eukaryota; Metazoa; Mollusca; Gastropoda; Physidae
Product: F-box/LRR-repeat protein 14-like
Biological process (GO): SCF-dependent proteasomal ubiquitin-dependent protein catabolic process
Cellular component (GO): SCF ubiquitin ligase complex
Molecular function (GO): protein binding
Source: RefSeq, a predicted model, not a curated record
UGUAUUCCACCUAAAUAAAAAUGUUAUCAUGCAACAUUGUGAAAAUUGGAGUUGAAAUUAAUAACAUAUUUAUGAAUCCCAUUUUUCAGACUGAUUGGGUGAAAAUGCUGUAGCUUCUUCAGAGUGACCACGCCUACUUGUUGUAGUAGAUACACCAGCUCUGAAACAUGCAUAUACUCCACAUCCCAAGUGAGAUACUCACAGAGGUGUUCAGCUAUCUUGACGAACGUAGUAGAGUAUCAGCCGCCCUGGUUUGCAAGCUAUGGAAAGAGAUCGCUUACACUAAAAAGUUGUGGAAGAAAACUGUAGCUAAAGUAAAAUUGGAUUCUUUCAGUACAUACAUCAAACAUACAAACAUUAAUGGUUUUACAGCUACCAGUAAAAAGAGUAAGAAGCGUAAAGUUACUUACACAAGUGAGGAAUUCGUAUGGCCUGAAAGUUUUUUUGCACUUUUAAACGAGCGUGGUAUUUCAAAAGUUGUUUUAAGUUCAGCAAGGAAUCUUUUUUUGGAACAGGACUUAAAAAAUUUAAACUCAAACAUACCAGACCUGAAAUAUUUAAAACUUGCAUUUGAGUCUCAUAAAAUCACUUCAAGAACAGUUAGCCAUUGCUUUGAAAAUAUACAAUUUUUGCAACUAAAGUCACUUGAUUUGAGUUUCAACAAGUUUAUUAAUCAAAGAGUGAUUCGCGCAAUUGCUGUAUCUAUGCCUAAUUUGGAAUCGCUCAAUCUACAGUCAUGCUUGUCUGUAACAGAUGACUGCCUAGAACAGAUGACAAUAAUGGCAUCACUAAAGCAUUUAAAUAUAUCCAAUACUGAGAUUACUGAUUUUGGUCUAGCUAUUCUUUCUGGCAUGAAAAUGGUGAACACUGGAGACAUUGUGAAGAGAAUUAAGUGUAUUCUACUUACAAAUUUACGUACGCUAAAUAUUGAAAACUGUCAAGACUUGACGUGGGUGGGACUGAGGUAUAUAGGAGAAGGGACACUCGUUUCACUGGAGACUCUUGUCAUUAGUCAGAUUCUGGGGUGUGAAGGCUUUGGUAUAGAAUGUCUUUCGUCUUUGAAUUCAUUGAAAUGUUUAAGUGCAGUGGCAGCUGGUUUACCUGACAAUGUGUUUGAAAUUUUGGCGGACAGCGGAUCUAAUCUAGAAAAUCUGUCACUCUCAUUUCACAGCUCCAUUAACGAUCGAUCUCUAGAAUUUUUAUCUCGAGGAUUUCAAAACCUUAUCCUCAUGCGCUUGAGGUCGACUUCGAUUACAGACAUUGGUGUUGAUUUAAUAUGUGCGAACUUGCCUCAGUUGUUGUUCUUGGAUAUUAGCUAUAAUUGUUAUAUCACAGACAGAGCUUUAAGAGUGAUUGGAGAAAAGCUGAGUCGUCUCCUGGUUCUAAACAUUGAGUAUUGUGAAAGGGUUACAUCCAAGGGCGUAUCCCAUUUCAUUUCCACUUCAAGCUGUGUUCUCAUUCCUUCUCAGGCCUCAAAUAUAUUAAACAUGCAGUUCUACCAAUCUGACAUUUUAAGAAAUGGAGCGAUAAAGAAGUGGAUGACUGCAAGGAAGUUAAGAAGCUUAUGCUGUUAAUGUGUUCAAAUAAAAUUAAUUGAAAAAAGCAGUUGAUUAUUUAAU